GAACGCAUUUCAGCAAUGGCAAGAACCAAGCAGACGGCUCGUAAAUCCACCGGCGGUAAAGCCCCAAGGAAGCAGCUCGCUACUAAAGCCGCCCGAAAGAGCGCCCCAGCCACUGGCGGCGUCAAGAAGCCCCCUCGUUACAGGCCCGGGACCGUGGCUCUCCGAGAGAUCCGCCGCUAUCAGAAGUCCACCGAGCUGCUGAUCCGCAAACUGCCUUUCCAGCGUCUGGUGCGAGAGAUCGCUCAGGAUUUCAAGACGGACCUGCGCUUCCAGAGCUCCGCCGUCAUGGCCCUGCAGGAGUCCAGCGAGGCUUAUCUGGUCGGUCUGUUCGAGGACACCAACCUGUGCGCCAUCCACGCCAAGAGAGUCACCAUCAUGCCCAAAGACAUCCAGCUGGCGCGCCGCAUCCGCGGAGAGCGCGCUUAAUCCCGCCGCUGCAUCAGCGCAUUAAACCCCAAAGGCUCUUUUAAGAGCCACUACACCACACUGAAUGAGACCGUUUCCACUGUAGGUGUAUUAGUCAAUGUAACACUGCACUCAAAUGUUUAAUCAGUUGAACUUUUCUAUUUGCGUUAUUAUGAAUCCCAAAUUGAAAGUGCUGCAAGUAAUAAUACACACAUGUAAAAAUAUAACAUAUAAGCUGCAUGUGCAGUGACACACUGCUGUAGGUAAAUACUUAAACUAAAAAUACCAUACAUCUAAUAUAUGUGUAUAUAAUACAGCCAAGUGGAAUUAUGAUGUUGAUAUUAAAGUAUUAUAAAUUGUCAAGUUGAAA
Messenger RNA from Cyprinus carpio (common carp), 775 nucleotides. Its product is annotated as histone H3-like. NCBI's taxonomy places the organism in Eukaryota, Metazoa, Chordata, Actinopteri, Cypriniformes, Cyprinidae. Gene Ontology annotation, molecular function: structural constituent of chromatin; DNA binding; protein heterodimerization activity. Gene Ontology annotation, cellular component: nucleosome. The record is from RefSeq and is a predicted model, not a curated record.